This is a messenger RNA of Aspergillus oryzae RIB40, 849 nucleotides long. Its product is annotated as CIA30 family protein. Gene Ontology annotation, cellular component: mitochondrion. The coding region runs from base 1 to 849 and encodes 282 amino acids. NCBI's taxonomy places the organism in Eukaryota, Fungi, Ascomycota, Eurotiomycetes, Eurotiales, Aspergillaceae. Gene Ontology annotation, biological process: mitochondrial electron transport, NADH to ubiquinone; mitochondrial respiratory chain complex I assembly. The transcript is spliced from 2 exons. The record is from RefSeq and is a predicted model, not a curated record.
AUGGCCGACCGCGCCGUUGGAGGUUUCAGCACCGCCAGUUUAGACUACGUCCCUGCCGACCCGGCGACACAUUCGCCCGCACACGCUCGUUUCCACGGCAGUAUCUCGACGAAACUACCUAAUAACUGGCGCGUAGAGCGCACGGGAUACGCGGCGUUCCGUAACAAAGACCGGGGGCUGUGGCUCUUCGGGCGGCUUUUUUGGGAUAUGGAUCCUUACUCGUACCUCGCUUUGCGGGUGAAGUCCGAUGGACGUAGGUAUACCGUUAAUAUCCAGACGGAUUCGAUCGUCGAGACCGAUAUCCACCAGCACAGACUGUAUACUCGGCAUCAUAGGGUUCAGGAGGCGUCAGAUGAGGACCUCUCAUCGCAUGAGGCGGCGGCGGAGGAGUCGCCGGAGGUGUAUCCAAGCCGUGUACCGCCUUCUCUUUCGGAUGUUCCGCCUGAAUCGACUAUCAUGUCGACGUCGACGAGUACGGAGACAGCUGGAACCACAGGUUGGGAGACGAUUCUGUUACCGCUUAACGCGUUUGUGCGCACGAACCAUGGUUUGGUGGUUGAGCCGCAGACUUCGAUCCUGCGGCAGCGGGUGAAGAGUAUUGGUAUUGGACUUACGGAUCGCGUGGAGGGUCCGUAUGAUUUGCGGAUUCAUAAGAUCUGGGCUACGAAUGGUAUGAGCGAGGCGGAGAUUGAGGAGGAGAGGCGGAUCUGUGGGGUGGAUGCGUUGCCUGUGGAUGAGGGUGUUCGGUCUGGCUGGACGCGGGAGUCUGCGCAACAGCAUACGAGUCCACAGGAGGCGCCGAAAGCGAAGAAGGGAUUGAAGGCGUUGCGUUCCGAGUGGGAUCAGUAA